Erythranthe guttata (spotted monkey flower) is the source of this 2022-nucleotide messenger RNA. RefSeq names its product pyruvate decarboxylase 2. Lineage: Eukaryota; Viridiplantae; Streptophyta; Magnoliopsida; Lamiales; Phrymaceae. Gene Ontology annotation, molecular function: magnesium ion binding; pyruvate decarboxylase activity; thiamine pyrophosphate binding. The record is from RefSeq and is a predicted model, not a curated record. Gene Ontology annotation, cellular component: cytosol.
AUAAAUACCCCUUCUCUUCCACACAUUUUCACCACCACAACAUUUUUCACUAUAUCACCAUGGAAACUGUUCUCAGCGCCAUAGAUUCAUCAUCCAAGCCGAGCAACGGCAACCUCGGCUGCCCCGCCGGUAGCCGCGCCGUAUCCACCGUCCACGACUCCAGCCACGUCCCCUCCUCCGCCGCCCCCGAGGCAACCCUAGGGCGCCACGUGGCGAGGCGCCUGGUUCAGAUCGGGGUUUCCGACGUCUUCACAGUCCCCGGAGACUUCAACCUCACCCUCCUCGACCACCUCAUCGCCGAGCCGGGGCUCAACAACGUCGGCUGCUGCAACGAGCUCAACGCCGGGUACGCCGCCGACGGCUACGCGCGCGCGAGGGGCGUCGGCGCGUGCGUGGUCACCUUCACCGUCGGCGGUCUCAGCCUGCUCAACGCCGUCGCCGGAGCUUACAGCGAGAAUCUUCCGGUGAUCUGCAUCGUCGGUGGUCCCAACACCAACGACUACGGCACCAAUCGGAUCCUCCAUCACACGAUCGGGUUGCCCGAUUUCAGCCAGGAGCUUGAAUGUUUCCGUACAGUCACAUGUUAUCAGGCAAUUGUGAAUAAUUUGGAAGAUGCACAUGAACAAAUAGAUAUAGCAAUCUCCACAGCUCUAAAAGAGAGCAAACCAGUCUACAUAAGCAUAAGCUGCAAUCUACCUGGAAUCCCCCAUCCAACUUUCUCUAGAGAGCCCAUCCCUUUCGCUCUCUCUCCGAGACUGAGCAACAAGCUCGGGUUGGAGGCGGCUGUGGAAGCGGCCGCCGCCUUCCUGAACAAGGCGGUGAAGCCGGUCAUGAUCGGUGGGCCCAAGCUCCGCUCCGCGAAGGCCGGACCCGCAUUCGUCGAGCUGGCGGACGCCUCAGGGUACGCUGUGGGGGUGAUGCCCUCAGCCAAGGGUCAGGUCCCCGAGCACCACCCCCACUUCGUGGGCACCUACUGGGGGGCCGUGGGGACCCCCUUCUGCGGCGAGAUAGUCGAGUCCGCGGACGCGUACCUGUUCGCGGGCCCUAUCUUCAACGACUACAGCUCGGUCGGGUACUCCCUCCUCCUCAAGAAGGAGAAGGCGGUCAUAGUCCAGCCCGACCGAGUUGUGGUUGGAAACGGGCCCGCGUUCGGGUGCGUCCUGAUGAAGGACUUCUUGAGCGAGCUGGCGAAGAAGUUGAAACGAAACGAAACCGCUUACGAGAAUUACAAGAGGAUUUACGUGCCUGAGGGUGUGCCGGUGAAAAGUGCUCCUAAGGAGCCUUUGAGAGUUAAUGUGCUGUUCCAGCAUAUACAGAAGAUGCUCAACGAGAAAACUGCGGUUAUCGCCGAAACCGGGGAUUCUUGGUUCAAUUGUCAGAAGCUGAAAUUGCCUCAGGGUUGUGGAUAUGAAUUUCAGAUGCAGUAUGGAUCAAUUGGAUGGUCAGUUGGUGCUACACUCGGCUACGCGCAGUCGGUGCCCGAUAAACGUGUUAUCGCUUGCAUCGGUGAUGGGAGUUUUCAGGUUACGGCACAAGAUGUGUCGACAAUGAUCCGUUGCGGGCAAAAGACGAUAAUUUUCUUGAUAAACAACGGUGGAUACACUAUCGAAGUCGAAAUUCACGACGGACCUUACAAUGUGAUCAAGAACUGGAACUACACCGGAGUUGUCGACGCCAUUUGUAACGGUGAAGGCAAUUGUUGGACUAGUAAGGUGUAUUGUGAGGAAGAGCUGAUUGCAGCAAUUGAAACAGCAAGUGGGGAGAAGAAGGAUAGCUUGUGCUUUAUAGAAGUGAUUGUUCAUAAGGAUGAUACUAGCAAAGAGCUUCUUGAGUGGGGAUCUAGGGUUUCUUCUGCUAAUAGUCGUCCACCAAAUCCACAAUGAUCAGGAGAUUAAGUUAAUUAAUUUGUUUAAUUAAUAGCAUAAUUUUUUUAAUAUUAGUUUUAAUUUCUUUAUUAAUUAUGAUUAUGUUAUGGGAUGGGAUGGCAUGUUGGUGAAAUUAAUUAAAGGCUUGCAUGGUUGA